UGCAAUUCGCACUACGUAUCGCAUUUCGCUGCGUUCUUCAUCGUUGCGAGAGCCAAGAUAUCCAUCGGCAGGAGUUGUGGGACGGGGUACGGUGCAACAUCGGUGUGGGUUGGAAAGACCGGUAAUGAUCCUUCCGCAGGUUCACCUACGGAAACCUUGUUACGACUUCUCCUUCCUCUAAAUGAUAAGGUUCGGACAGCUUCCCGCGGCCUGCGGCGCCGCAGUCCGGGGGCCUCACCGGAUCAUUCAAUCGGUAGGAGCGACGGGCGGUGUGUACAAAGGGCAGGGACGUAA
Messenger RNA from Emiliania huxleyi CCMP1516, 294 nucleotides. RefSeq lists its product as hypothetical. The transcript is spliced from 3 exons. Gene Ontology annotation, biological process: regulation of cellular respiration. The annotation marks the transcript as partial. The record is from RefSeq and is a predicted model, not a curated record. NCBI's taxonomy places the organism in Eukaryota, Haptophyta, Isochrysidales, Noelaerhabdaceae.